AUGGAAUUCAUAGGAAAAACCAUUCACAAAGAGGUGCCAGGGGUUGGGAUUGUGUCCGGAACUGUGAAAUCUUUCGACUCUUCGUCGGGUUUUCUGAAGAUCCUUUUCGAAGACGGUCAUUGUGACGAGAUGGAAAUUUCCGAAGUUGCUCCGCUCUUGGAAAUUCAACCGGAGGUGCCCAAGGUCAAGGCGCGGGUCGGUCGGAAACCUAAGAAGCGACGGCUGCUUGAGCGGAGUGGCGGAGCGACAUCGUCUUCAGGUAAUGUUACUGAUAGUUUGGUGGCGGGUAGUGAUUUUAGCGGGGUUUUGAAUGGGGAUGGUAUUAGUGGCGGGAAUGAAGGGAAUCUUAGGGGUAGUGUGAAUGGAACUAGUGGGAGUGUGGAAAAACUAGGAAAUGGAAAUGGAAAUGGGUUUGGUGGAGAUGCGAUUUUGAAUUUGAAUGAGGCUGUAUCGGAUGAUAAUAAUAAUAAUAAUAAGACUAAUGGAAUUUUUGUUAAAGAUGAUAUUGAUUUAAAUUCCGGGCUUAAUUUGAAUGAGGAUAUCAAUUUGAAUGAUGUGUCUGAAUCACCUUUUAACAAUGAGGGUGAUUUGAAUAGAAAAGAUGGUAUUGAUUUGAAUUUGGAUGUGAAUGUAAAUGUGAAUGUGAAUGAUGAGGUGGGUGUGAAUUUGGGUGAGGAAACUUUGCGGCGGGAAUGCAAUUUUGAUUUGAACGUGGGGGUGUGUGAAGAAGCUAAGGAUGCUCAGGGUUGUGCUGAUGGAAAUGGAUAUUCUGAGGUAGAUUGUGAGAUGGGACAGCUGGGAGAACAAGAGUCGGAUGUUAAGCAUAGGUCUUUGGAAGUUGAUGAUGUUCGUGGUAGUUUGAAUUGUGCCUCUGAUGCUAUCAAAUUGGAGGAAAAGGAAGUUGAUGGUUCUGUUUCCCUCGAAGCUGGUGUUGUUGCAGUUAAUGAAUACCAAUCUGAUCCUGGAAGUCCAUGCAAACAAGGAAGUAGUCAGAGGAAGAGAAGAAAAGUGUCGGAUAAUAUAAAAGCUACCCCGGACACAGCCUUGAGGAGGAAUUCUCGCCGGACAUCAGCUAGAAAACUAGCUUCAACUGCAGUAUCAGAGCAGGUCACUGACGAUCCUCUGUCGUCCUUGGAAACCAGUGUAGUAGAAGAAAAACCUUCAAUACCUGAAAAUGAGAAAUAUGAACAGUGCAGUAUUCCUAUACCAAAGCUGCAAUUACCCCCUUCUUCCAAAAAUUUGAAUUUAGAUGGCAUUCCUGUUCUUGAGUUUUUUUCUGUUUAUGCUUGUUUAAGAUCAUUCAGUACCUUGUUGUUUUUGAGUCCAUUUGAGCUGGAAGAUCUUGUAGCUGCACUUAAGUCUGAAACCCCUAGUGUAUUAUUCGAUAGCAUCCAUUUUUCUAUUUUGCAAACUCUGAGAAAGCAUUUGGAAUUCCUUUCCAUUGAGGGUUGCCAAUCUGCAUCCACUUGCCUGAGGAAUCUUAACUGGGAUUUCUUGGACCUUGUAACAUGGCCAAUGUUCUUGGCCGAGUAUCUUCUGAUUCACAGUUCACAAUAUAAAACUAGUUUUGAUGCUAACCUCUCAAUAUUGGUAACUGACUACUACAAACAACCUGUCAUUUUGAAGCUUGAGAUUCUUCAGUACCUGUGUGAUGAUAUGAUUGAAGCAGACACCAUAAGGUCAGAGCUUAACAGAAGGUCUUUGGUAACAGAGACUGGUAUGGGUAUUGAUCAGAAUAUUUAUUUUGAGACUAGCAAGAAAAAGAAAGCUGUAAUGGAUGUUUCUGGAGGCUCUUCCUUGACUGAGGAGAUGGUGGAUGACACAACUGACUUGAACAGUGAUGAAUGUUGCCUUUGCAAGAUGGAUGGAAAUUUAAUAUGUUGUGAUGGUUGCCCUGCUGCAUACCCAUACCACUCAAGGUGUGUCGGGGUUGCAAGCGACAAUCUGCCUGAAGGUGACUGGUAUUGCCCUGAGUGUGCUAUUGGCAAACAUCAGGCAUCGAUGAAAUCACGAAGGUCACUCCGAGGAGCAGACUUGUUGGGGAUGGAUCCUCACGGCUGUCUUUAUUUUGAUAGUUGUGGUUACCUGUUAGUUUCAAAGUCAUCAGAUGCGGGGUCCUUGUUCAAUUACUACCAUGUAAAUGAUAUACCUGUUGUGAUUGAAGUUCUAAAAUCCAUGGAUACUUUAUAUGGAGACUUAUUAAUGGCUAUCUACAAGAAUUGGGAUAUUCCGGAUGAGUUAAAUGCAGGGGCUACUAAUUUGGCAGUCUUUAAUCGAAGUUCAUUCAAGAACAUGCAAAUGACGGCUAACUAUUAUUCUACGUCCACAUCUUUAGCACCUUUUACUUCUUCAGUAACAUUUAUGGACAAGAAUCUAGUUGAUGAUCAGAAAAAGUUGGAGACAAAUUUAACUAUUGACUGUUGUACUCAUGAUGGCCAAGAGUUUCCAAAAGCUGGGAACCAAUUAGACUCAACAAUAGAAAGUCCUUGUAUUGCCUCAGAAGGAUCAGCUGAUACAGCACAGAUGAGAUCUGGCAUUAAGAGUAUUCAGAUCCACAGGCUAUACGAUUCCAAUAGAUCAGAUGAAUCCUUAAAUCAAUCAAGAAUACCAGAAAAAGACUUCCCCGUUGGUGACUGUUCUUUGGCAUCUUCCAGACUAGAUGGGGAACAUAAUAUUAAGUUAAGAUCCACAGGUGUUAGCAGUACCCCCUAUAUGGGCAAUAAGGAUACAUCACAAGCACCUUAUGGGACUGACUACAUAAACUAUUACAGCUUUGCAAGGAUGGCCUCAUCAGUUGGACAGGAGUUGAUGUGUAAGUUAUCUGAAAAGAUCAAUAGAAAUAUUAUAGUGACUGAAGAAGAAAUAAUUUCAGACCAAGCAAAGUCCAUCAUUAAGAAGUCCACCAAUUUUUGUUGGCCAAGUAUUCAAAACCUGAAUGCAGCUUCCCACAAGGAAAAAUGCGGAUGGUGCUUUUCUUGCAAGGUUGCAAAUGAUGACAGAGAUUGCAUAUACCUUUCUGCAGUGAAACCACUUUAUGAAGUGUCUAAAAGUACUUCAGUUGGGCCUCAACCCAAGAUCCAGAAUGGACAUCUUAGAGAGAUAAUAUGUCAAAUUUUCUCUCUCGAGGUUCGAUUGCGAGGUCUUUUAUCGGGUCCAUGGUUGAAUCUGCAUCAAACCAAUCUUUGGCAUGAGGAUCUUUUAAAGACAUCUGAUCUUCUUUCUGUUAAACGAUUAUUGCUUCUUUUGGAAUCCAAUUUGAGACAUCAAUCACUUUCAGCCGAUUGGUUAAAGCAUGUGGAUUCUGUGGCUACUAUGGGAUCAGCUACUCAUAUUGUGGUGGGUUCAUCACGCACAUCCUCAAAGCAUGGUAUUGGAAAGAAAAGAGCCAGACAUUCAGAUAUUGAACCCAGUUCAUCUUCAAAAACUACCGGUGGUUUGGGAAUGUAUUGGUGGAGAGGUGGUAGGCUUUCUCGAAAGUUGUUUAAUUGCAAGGUCCUGCCUCGCUCCUUUGUUACCAAGGCUGCUAGACAAGCUGGGUUUACAAAGAUACCAGGUAUUUUAUAUCCGGAAAAUUCAGACUUUGCUAAGAGAAGCAGACAUGUUGCCUGGCGAGCUGCUGUUGAGAUGUCAACAAGCGUUGAUCAGCUGGCUUUACAGGUUAGAGAACUCUACUCAAACAUAAAGUGGCAUGAUAUUGAGAAUAACCAUCCCUUAUAUGUGCUGGACAAGGAAUCUAGAAAAUCAUCCAAGCUAUUCAAAAAAGCAAUUGUGCGUAGGAAGUUGCCAGAUGGACAAUCUGUGAAAUAUCUUCUAGAUUUUGGGAAGAGGAGGGCUAUACCGGACAUUAUUACUAAACACGGUUCUUUAUUGGUGGAGGAACCCGAAAGUGAGAGGAAGAAGUAUUGGCUGAACGAGUCUUAUGUUCCUUUACGUCUUGUAAAGAAUUUUGAGGAAAAAAGAAUUGUCCGCAAGUCCAAUAAUAAGAAACAUGGAAAAACUCUUGGGAUUGAUAGAGUAAAGAGGGCUCCUCAACAAAGGGGAUUUUCAUAUUUGUUUUCUAGAAUGGAAAGAUCUGUUUGUUAUCAGUGCGAGCAUUGCAAAAAAGAUGUUCCAACCAGGGAAGCUGUGAGUUGCCUUUAUUGCAAAGGAUAUUUUCACAAGAGGCAUGUCAAGAAAUCUGGCGGCACAACUACUGAAUGCACAUAUUCAUGUCACAGAUGCCAGGAUGGGUUGGAAGUAAAGACUAAUACUAAUGGAAGGAAAGUUGGCACAAAACUGCUGAAGAUUCAAUCACAAAAUUGUAAAAGUGAUCCAUUGGUCUGUAAAUCAGCAAAUGUUAAAGGCAAUAAAAAGGCAUCAAAUAAGGUGCGGAAGGUAAUAUCUCAAAACAAUAAGAAGAUCCAAUCAGUUGUACCUCUUCGUCGUUCUACUAGAAAAGUCAAAUCCAUAUAUUCGCGCAAUCAAAUGAUGGGAGGAUAUAAAAAAGGAAUGCAGAGUAAAAAGAAUGUAGGGCGUAAAAAAGGAAAGCACAGUAAAUCCAAGAAGGUGACCUCACAAAAGUCCAAGAAAACUACUGGUCAACACAAGACGUGGGAAGUAACUAUUGCACGUGAGAAGAGAUCAAAACAUUUUAGCAGUUACUGGCUUAACGGUCUUUGGUUUUCUAGAAAGCCAAAUGAUGAACGAGUAAUGCUUUUUGAAGCGAAAAAGCAUACUAUCUCCGCUGUUAUUUCUGGUUCCUUUGAUUAUCCUAAAUGCCGCCUUUGUUUUGGAGAUGAAUCUACUUCAAAUUAUAUUGCUUGUGAAAAAUGUGGAGAUUGGUUUCAUGGGGAUGCUUUUGGUCUCACCGAAGAGAAUGCUAGUCAACUUAUUGGGUUUAAGUGCCAUGUUUGUCGUGGAAGGGAUGCUCCAAUCUGUCCACAUGUAAAAAUUAGUGCAUUGUCUCACAUUGAACCCAAUGCCGCAAUUGAGCAUGCAGAGGAAUGA
Lathyrus sativus (Indian pea) is the source of this 4986-nucleotide messenger RNA. NCBI's taxonomy places the organism in Eukaryota, Viridiplantae, Streptophyta, Magnoliopsida, Fabales, Fabaceae. The record is from the annotation of a GenBank genome assembly.